Molecule: messenger RNA, 3180 nt
Organism: Dryobates pubescens (Downy woodpecker)
Lineage: Eukaryota; Metazoa; Chordata; Aves; Piciformes; Picidae
Gene: DPYD
Product: dihydropyrimidine dehydrogenase
Exons: 23
Coding region: 48-3125 (1025 amino acids)
Biological process (GO): thymine catabolic process; uracil catabolic process
Cellular component (GO): cytosol; cytoplasm
Molecular function (GO): uracil binding; NADP binding; iron-sulfur cluster binding
Source: RefSeq, a predicted model, not a curated record
UCCGGGACUGCGGGGAGCCGGGGGAAGGCGGUGGCGGUGCGGACACCAUGGCUCGUGUGCUGAGCCGGGACCCAGUGGACAUUGAGAACAUUCUGGCUUUAAAUCCCCGAAAACAGACCCAUGCAGCUCUUCAUUCAACUGCAGCAAAGAAACAAGUUAAGAAGCAAUGGAAAAGGAAUUCUGACAAAAGCUGUUCAGACUGUGAGAAACUAGAAAAUAAUUUUGACGACAUCAAGCACACGACUCUUAGCGAGCGCGGAGCACUUCGAGAAGCAAUGAGGUGCUUGAAGUGUGCCGAUGCUCCCUGUCAGAAGAGCUGCCCAACGAAUCUGGACAUCAAGUCAUUCAUCACCAGUAUUGCAAACAAGAACUACUAUGGAGCUGCCAAAAUGAUCCUCUCUGACAACCCGCUCGGCCUGACCUGCGGCAUGGUGUGUCCCACAUCAGACCUCUGUGUUGGUGGCUGCAAUUUGUAUGCCACUGAGGAGGGACCAAUUAAUAUUGGUGGAUUGCAGCAGUUUGCUACUGAGGUGUUCAAAGCAAUGAAUAUUCCUCAGAUUAGAAACCCUUCCUUACCUCCCCUAGAGGAUAUGCCUGAAGUGUAUCGUGUGAAGAUAGCUCUUCUGGGUGCCGGACCUGCAAGCUUGAGUUGCGCUUCCUUCUUGGCUCGGUUGGGCUACUCGAACAUCACCAUACUGGAGAAACAGGAGUACUUUGGUGGCUUGAGUACGUCUGAAAUCCCCCAGUUCCGCUUGCCGUAUGAUGUGGUGCAGUUUGAAGCCGAGCUGCUGAAGGAUCUUGGAGUGAAGAUAAUUUUUAAUAAAGGCCUUGCCAUAGAUGGAAUGACUCUCAGUACCUUGAAAGAUGAUGGCUAUGAGGCGGUCUUCAUUGGAAUAGGUCUGCCAGAACCAAACAGAGACAGUAUAUUCCAAGGACUGAGAAUGGAUCAAGGAUUCUACACAUCUAAAGACUUCCUACCUUUGGUAGCAAUGGCAAGUAAACCAGGGAUGUGUGCCUGCCACUCUCCAUUGCCAUCAGUACGUGGAACUGUGAUUGUGCUGGGUGCAGGAGACACUGCUUUCGACUGUGCCACCUCUGCUCUGCGCUGCGGGGCCCGGCGCGUCUUCGUGGUCUUCAGGAAGGGAUUCACUAACAUCAGGGCUGUCCCAGAAGAGAUGGAACUUGCAAAAGAAGAGAAAUGUGAAUUUCUGCCUUUCCUUUCCCCUCGGAAAGUUGUGCUCAGAGGUGGCCACAUUGUUGCUAUGGAGUUUGUUCGAACUGAGCAAGACAGUGAUGGAAGCUGGAAGGAAGAUGAAGAUCAGGUCGUCCGUCUGAAAGCUGACGUGGUGAUCAGUGCCUUUGGCUCCAUCUUAGGUGACAACAAAGUCAGAGAGGCCAUGGCACCUAUCAAGUUUAACAGAUGGGGUCUGCCUGAAAUAGAUCCGGAGACAAUGCAAACAAGCGAACCCUGGGUGUUUGCAGGUGGCGACAUCGGAGGGCUUGCGAACACCACGGUGGAGUCAGUAAAUGAUGGCAAACAAGCUUCCUGGCACAUGCACAGAUACAUACAGUCCUUGCAUGGCAUUGAAGUUCCCACUGUUCCAGAGCUACCACUCUUCUAUACUCCCAUUGAUUUAGUAGACAUCAGCGUAGAAAUGGCUGGCCUGAAGUUUCCCAACCCUUUUGGCCUUGCCAGUGCUACCCCUGCUACUAGCUCCUCCAUGAUCCGAAGAGCAUUUGAAGCUGGAUGGGGCUUUGCUGUCACAAAAACCUUCUCCCUGGAUAAGGAUAUUGUGACCAAUGUUUCUCCGAGGAUUGUGCGUGGAAUCACCUCAGGGCCUAUGUAUGGCCCAGGCCAAGGCUCUUUUCUGAACAUCGAACUGAUCAGCGAGAAGACAGCAGCAUAUUGGUGUAAAAGCAUUGCUGAACUGAAGGCUGACUUCCCAGACCAUGUUCUGAUUGCCAGCAUCAUGUGCACCUAUAACCGGGAGGACUGGGCUGAACUGGCGAAAAUGGCUGAGGUUGCUGGUGCAGAUGCGCUGGAGUUAAACUUAUCGUGUCCUCAUGGUAUGGGGGAGAGAGGCAUGGGCCUGGCCUGUGGGCAGGAUCCAGAGCUGGUGAGAAACAUCUGCCGCUGGGUUCGACAGGCUGUUGGGAUUCCUUUCUUUGCCAAGCUGACCCCAAACGUCACCGACAUUGUGAAUAUUGCAGUGGCUGCAAAGGAAGGUGGCGCAGAUGGUGUUACAGCUACCAACACUGUGUCAGGACUGAUGGGACUGAAAGCAGACAGCACACCUUGGCCAGCAGUUGGUGGAGGACUGAGGACCACAUAUGGUGGCGUGUCAGGAAAUGCCAUCCGUCCCAUUGCCCUGCGGGCAGUGUCUGCCAUCGCCCGUGCCCUGCCUGGCUUCCCCAUCCUGGCAACCGGAGGCAUCGAUUCUGCUGAGAGCGGGCUCCAGUUUCUGCACUGCGGAGCUUCUGUUUUGCAGGUGUGCAGUGCAAUCCAGAAUCAAGAUUUCACUGUCAUUGAUGACUACUGCACGGGACUGCAAGCUCUUCUUUACCUGAAAAGCAUUGAGGAACUUGAGGACUGGAACGGACAGAGUCCUGCCACCAUGCGCCAUCAGAAAGGAAAACCAGUGCCUAGGAUUGCUGAUCUGAUAGGCAAGAAACUCCCCAGCUUUGGGCCUUACCUGGAAGAACGCAAAAAGAUAAUAGCUGAGAACAAGAUGAAACUGAAGGAGCAGAGGGUGGCUGCUGUGCUUCCUGAGAAAAAGCAUUUCGUUCCCAAGAAGCCCAUUCCAGCAAUCAAGGAUGUAAUUGGAAAAGCACUGCAGUAUAUUGGAACAUAUGGUGAGCUCUGCAACACGGAGCAAGUUGUGGCUCUGAUUGAUGAGGAAAUGUGCAUCAACUGUGGCAAAUGUUACAUGACCUGUAAUGAUUCCGGCUACCAGGCUAUCCAGUUCGAUGGCGAGACGCACCUGCCGGUGGUUACGGACAGCUGCACAGGCUGCACCCUGUGCCUCAGCGUCUGCCCCAUCAUCGACUGCAUCCGCAUGGUGUCCCGCACCACACCCUACGAGCCAAGGCGCGGGCUGCCCCUCGCCCUCCGUCCCGCCAGCUGAGUCCGUCCCCGACGGCCCACAGCAGCCGCACGCCGCUUCCAUGCCACUGAUUGGC